AUGAAACGCGAGAAGAGACAACAUAUUGAGGCAGAUGAUCCCAUCCCUCUUGACCUAGAGGAGGCUAUACUCACUAGAUUGCUUGCCAAGUCUCUUAUGAAGUUCCUAUGCAUGUCAAAGAUGUGGUAUUCCAUCAUCCGAAACCAAAGGUUCAUCAAUUCUUACUACGCUAUGUCCUCCACGAUCCGAUCGCGGUUUACAAUCGCUUUCUGCUGCGGUUCACAAGCCAAAUUUGAUGACUGGCGUUUGUUUGUCUUCUCGUCUUCCUACGAUGAUGAGAAAUAUUCUUCUUUUGCAACCACUCUCCAUAUGACAAUACCUUCAGUGAGCUUGUGUAGCGCCUCCGCCUGUCUUUCUGUCCAUGGCUUAAUCGGUUGUACUAUUAGUGGUCCGUUCAUUGUCUGUAACCCCAACACCAACAAAUACACUAUCCUACCAUGUGCUGGGCCACGCACAUUCUUGGGAUACGAUCCUGUUGGAGAUCAAUUUAAAGCAUUGACCAUGUUGUCGUGUCCUCCUCCUCCUCAGCCUCAUGGUUUUCUAGUGUACGAGGUUUCAACACUUGGAGGAGGAGAAUCUUCAUGGACACGCAAUAAGUUCACCAGCCCGCCUCACUUCACUGUUACCAACUCACAAUAUAUCAAUGGUUUCGUGUAUUAUGGUGCUUGGACCCCAACCCGAACUACAAAUCCGGUGAUUGUGUGUUUUGAUGUUAGAUAUGAGAGGCUGAGCUUUAUCAAAGCACCUAUGGCUGUUGUUUGCUGGGAGGGUGAAUCUAUUCUCAUAGAAUACAGAGGCAAGUUAGCUUCAAUUGCAAGACACCCUUAUGUAAAGGUAUAG
Messenger RNA from Camelina sativa (false flax), 840 nucleotides. The record is from RefSeq and is a predicted model, not a curated record. NCBI's taxonomy places the organism in Eukaryota, Viridiplantae, Streptophyta, Magnoliopsida, Brassicales, Brassicaceae.